Molecule: messenger RNA, 5431 nt
Organism: Gambusia affinis (western mosquitofish)
Lineage: Eukaryota; Metazoa; Chordata; Actinopteri; Cyprinodontiformes; Poeciliidae
Product: protein diaphanous homolog 3-like
Exons: 29
Coding region: 447-4055 (1202 amino acids)
Biological process (GO): actin filament polymerization; actin cytoskeleton organization
Cellular component (GO): cytoplasm; actin filament
Molecular function (GO): microtubule binding; small GTPase binding; actin binding
Source: RefSeq, a predicted model, not a curated record
GCGGGUCUGUCAAAAACUAUCAGGGGCUAAUCUGUAAUAUUUUCCAGGAAGCGCCUCAAACCUCGCUUGUAAUGGCUCUUUAUUUUCUUAUUAAUGGGCAAAUGUAAAGGAUCUGCGACACACUGUUGUGUUUUUUGCAACUGUUCCCUGGUAUUGUAAUCUUAAGCGUUACGUGACAAUUCUUAAAUUGGAUUAGCACUGAGUUAAGCCAGUGUAAAAUAAUGAAUGUAGCCUACUUCUUUCUUAGCUAGGCUGAUAGCUGGAACUCGGUGCUACUACGUUAACCUUUGGAGUUCUCUGUUUUACUAACUUAGUGGUAGAAAUAUACCUCGUUUGCUGAAUAACUCAUAGUUUGCUAGAAACACCUGUGUGAUUCCUGACGUUACAGACAUUUAGUAACUUCCUACAGUACUCCAAUCACUUCAAGGAGACGAAAUUUAGUUAACAUGGAAAGCCACAGCCAAAGGUUUGAAUCCACCACAGGGCGAGACAGUAAGCAUCAAAAGAAGAAAAGUUCUCACAACAGCACGUCCGGGUUUGAUGAAGGAGACCGCAAACCAAAGUUUAACUUGGCCUUUAGAAACCUCACAGACGAUGUGCUGGACAGAUUUGCAAGUAUUCGAAUUCCUGGCAGCAAAAAGGAGCGUCCACCCCUAACGCUAUCGAAACAUAACUCCAAUGACUGGUCCACUGCUUCAGCAUCAACCCUCCAUCAUUUUGAGGAGUUCUCUUCAAAGAUCACGUCGGAAAAAGAGAUUUUGGCUUUGUUUGAAAAGAUGAUGGAGGACAUGAACUUGAAUGAGGACAAAAAGACUCCAUUGAGGGAAAAAGACCUUAAUACAAAACGAGAAAUGGUCCUCCAGUAUAUUUUUGCAGCCUCAAAAGCAGGUAGCCUGAAGAAAAGCCAUCAGAUAUCUCCGCAGGAAUUCCUCAGUGAGCUGAAGUCAGGGGUGAUGGACGAACGUCUGUUUGCCUGUCUAGACUCAUUGCGAGUGUCCCUGACAAGCAACCCUGUGAGUUGGGUGCAGAGCUUUGGGCAUGAGGGCCUUGGACUACUGUUGGACAUUUUGGAGAGGUUGCUUUUCAAGAAACAGCCGGAGAAGAUUGACGCAAAAAACCAACAUAAAAUUGUCCAGUGUCUCAAAGCCUUCAUGAACAAUAAGUAUGGCUUGGAUCGAAUUCUGGGGGAGGAGAAAAGCCUUGCCUUACUAGCAAGAGCCAUCGACCCCAGCCAGUCUGCUAUGAUGACUGACGUUGUAAAGCUGCUUUCAGCCAUCUGCAUUGUUGGCGAGGAGAACACGUUGGAGAAGGUUCUUGAGGCCAUCACGACAGCAGGGGAGUGGCGAGCCAUUGAGCGAUUCAGUCCAAUUGUGCAGGGACUACGAGAUCGCUCCAUUCAGCUACAAGUGGCAUGCAUGCAGCUCAUCAAUGCCCUAGUAACAUCUCCUGAUGAGCUGGACUUCAGGCUUCAUAUUAGAAAUGAGUUUAUGCGUUGUGGCCUCAAAGAAAUAUUGCCGCAACUAAUGACCAUCAGGAAUGAGGCUCUGGACAUUCAGCUGAAGGUUUUUGAGGAGCAUAAGGAAGAGGACAUGAUGGAAUUCUCUCAUAGAUUGGAAGACAUCAGGAGUGAAAUAGAUGAUGCGGGAGAUGUAUUCAGUAUUGUGUUGAGCAUGGUGAAGGACAGCAGUGCAGAGCCCUAUUUCCUCUCCAUCCUGCAGCACCUGAUGCUCAUACGCAACGAUCACUUGAUCAGACCCCAAUACUUUAAGAUCAUUGAUGAAUGCAUUUCUCAAAUUGUGCUGCAUCGCAGUGGCACUGACCCCGACUUCAGUUACCGCAAGCGCCUAGAUGUGGACUUCAGCCACCUUUUGGAGGUGUGUGUGGACAAAGCUCGUGUUGAUGAGUAUGAACAACGAGCCUUAGAACUGGCACAGAAGUUCGAUGAAGAGUUUCUCAGCAGACAAGAGGCACAAGCUCAGCUGGCUAAGUGUGAAGAACAAAUUGCUGAACUCCAAGCAGAGUUGCAGACCUUCAGGUCCCAGUUUGGAUCAGUGCCUGCCAGUCUGACAUCCGCUAAGGCUGGAACAUCAUCACCAUCUCCUGCAUUCGCAACUGUACCUCCAAGCUCUGGAUCUGAAUCGGGAGUGCCGUGUCCCCCACCGCCUCCACCACCACCUCCUCCUCCACCUCCUCCUCCGUUUGGAGUCCCGCCUCCACCUCCUUCAGCCUUUGCAGGUGGUUUCGGUUCCCCAACCCACCACACGCUGCCUUUUGGCCUCAGGCCAAAGAAGGAAUUCAAGCCCGAGAGUUCAAUGAAGCGCCUCAACUGGUCGAAGAUUCGUCCACAGGAAAUGUCAGAAGAUUGUUUCUGGGUGUUGGCUGAUGAGGACCAGUAUGCCAAACCAGAACUCCUCAACAGAGUUGCUCUUACUUUUGGCUCACAGAGAACAGUAACAAAAGCUAAAAAGGAGGAAGAGGAUCUUGAGAAUAAAAAAUCCAUAAAGAAGAGGAUUAAAGAGCUCAAGGUGCUCGAUCCCAAGAUUGCACAAAAUCUCUCGAUCUUCUUGGGUUCCUACCGCAUGCCUUAUCAGGAAAUACGUCGCAUGAUAGUGGAGGUGGAUGAGGAUCAGCUCACUGAACCCAUGAUCCAGAACCUUGUAAAGCACCUCCCAGAGCAGGAACAGCUGAACACUUUGGCCAAGUACAAAAACGAGUACCCUAAUUUGUCAGAGCCUGAGCAGUUCGGGGUUGUGAUGAGCAGCAUGAAGCGACUCCGACCUCGCCUUAGCCACAUCCUUUUUCGACUCCAGUUUGAGGAGCAUGUAAACAACCUGCGACCAGAUAUCUUGGCAGUAAAUGCAGCAUGUGAAGAGGUCAGAAAGAGCCGUGCUUUUGGCCGCCUGCUGGAACUAGUGCUUCUGCUGGGAAAUUACAUGAAUGCAGGUUCUCGAAAUGCCCAGUCAUAUGGAUUUGACCUCAGCUCCCUUUGCAAGUUAAAGGAUACGAAGUCCGCAGACCAGAAGACCACAUUACUGCACUUCUUAGCAGAAGUCUGUGAGGAACAGUUUCCUGAUGUGAUAAAGUUUAUUGACGAGCUGCAGCACGUGGAUCGAGCAAGCAGAGUCUCUGCAGAGAAUCUGGAAAAGAGCCUCAGGCAGAUGGAGAGGCAGCUGCUGCAGCUCGAGAGAGACCUGGAGACUUUUUCCUCCACAGAUGACCCUAACGACAUGUUUCUCACCAAAAUGGCUAGCUUCAUCAAAGUGGCUCAGGAGCAAUAUGGAAAGCUGGCGAUCAUGCACAGCAAUAUGGAGACCAUGUAUCAGAACCUGCUGGAGUACUUUGCUGUUGAUCCCAAGAAGACGUCUGUGGAGGAGUUGUUCACCGACCUCAGCAACUUCCGAUCCAUGUUUACACAAGCACUAAAGGAGAACUAUAGACAGAGGGAGUUGGAGGAGAAGCAGAGGAGAGCACGGGCCGCAAAGGAGAAGGCUGAGCGUGAAAAGCAAGAGAGACAGCAGAAGAAGAGGAGGUUACUGGAAGUCAAUGCAGAGAAUGAUGAGACAGGUGUGAUGGAUAGUUUGCUGGAAGCCUUGCAGUCGGGAGCUGCAUUCAGAGAGCGUAGGAAGAGAGCGCCAAGACCCAGAGAUAACUACCAGCAGACGAUCAGUCCCAGCUCUUUCCGCCAGGUUCUCAGACCCGUUAACUAUGAAAACAACAAGGCACCUUUGCAAAGGUCUCGCUCCCGGCAGAAUGUAAAUGCGAGCUCGGCGGCGUCAAAACCUCCCCCUGCCAAGGAGGUGCGCAGUGAAUCUGAAGGCUAUCCAUCUGUAGCCAGGGCCAAGGCUUCUGCCUGUUCUGAAGUGGGCCAAAAGUACAAAAGCACUCCGGGUCACAGCCGUGGGCUGGAUAGGGAGCGGGCGGUGGACAGAGAAGUGGUCAAGCUGGCUGAGAGAAAGCCAGAAAUGAAAGCGGGGAGCCCCGUCCUCCAGACGGCCGCCGACGCUAACGGAGAACCCGACGUGGAGGCUCUACUGGCCAGACUCAGAGCGUUGUAAGAUUCAUUUCUCAUCACUGAAAGAAAAUGUUACAUCACAGCAAAAAAUAAAUAAAUAAUUGAUUUUCAUGUAAGCUAUGGAUUCUCCUAAAAUAUUGUCUCAUAGGACCAACAUUACUAAAAUGAGGAAGGAGGCGUGAGUCGCCUCACUGUUAGUACAAUAAAAGUAAUGAGUCUGAAUACUCAGAUUUUAAUCCGUAAUGACAUGAAGGUAAUUAAAACAUAAUUAUAUCCAAAAAGAUUCAAUAGAAUAUGAUUCUGAUAUGUGUACUGCCAACAUAGCUACAUAUUAAUCAGACAAUUUUAGCCUUGUACUGACAGAUGUGACAUUGCUCCGCAGCUCUAUGUACUCUAGAAAUAUGCAAUGUUUCAGGAAACUUUCACAUUAGUGCUUUUUUGAUUGUGCGUUAGAUGCUGGCCUUUGCAUGUGAGCAGUUUAACACAAUAAAUUAUAUUUGGUAAUAAAAACUUUUUACGCUUUAUUUUUCUUCUAUAAUAUUUGUACUUUUAUUAUUUUCUAAGAUUUUGAUAUAUUUUAUACUCCAAGUACAUAAAGGAUAAAGAAUUAAGCCAUGAUUAUACAUUAAUGGUACUUAAAUCAGGAUUCCUGCACAGUCUUAAAAAGCCUCAAAGAACUGUAUUUUCUUUCAUAAUCAAAAUGUUUUAUAUUCUAGAUUUUCUCUUUCCUUUUUUCCCCAAAAAGGACAAAUAUCUAAAAGUGCUAUAUACACGCAGUGAUUUUUUUUGUUGCUAUUGUUUAUAUUGAUUUAUAUUUAAAUAAAAUACUUUAUCUUUGAUUUGAUGCAUCUCACCUUGAUCCUUUGGUUUUUGACCUGUCGACUGAAUGUAUACCCAUACAAAAUUUAAAUGCUGAGUUUUUUUAUUUUUCACUACUUUUUAUGAACUCUUUAAAUCUGGGCUGAACAGAAUGUUUAUUAUACAGGUCAAAUGUGAGCAAAGCUUGUAUUUCUUUUUUUUUCCCUUUUUUUGGAAUUUUUACAAAAAGAUUGAAUGCAACACAGUUUCAAACCAUUUUUGUUUUCUAAUAUUUGUUCUAAUUUUCUGAGAUUUCAAAUAAGUUAUAAAAAACAACUAUAAGACAUGUAGAAAUUUAAGUCUAGAAAAGUAACAUUUUGAAAUGGAAAAAAUGUGUAGACUAAAUGUCAGUUUGUUUUUGUAUUUUGUCUGACUUUUCAUAACUUUUGUGUGAUGUACCUAAAUUUGCAGAAAAGGCUGAACUAUUGGCUAAGCGCUGUUGAAGAUGCCGUUUAUCUUUAUUCCAACAUUCCUUCUGUCAUUACUCGUCAAAUGCAUAAUUUUGUCUUUAUCUGUAUUCUUCAAUUUUAUUGAAAUAUUUACAAUAAAAUUUAAGCUGUU